AUGGGAUUAUUUGCAUCAAAAGAUAAAGAAACGGGAUCUUCCCCUCCACCCACAGCUUCAUUAUCAGAAGAUCACGAAGCUGGUUUUAAGCAUGAGGGUAAUAACAGCCAUGUUCCAAAUAUUCCAAUCGAGGUCGUAUGCCCUUCACAUACAACCGAAGCAAAGCUUAUGCGAAAAAUCGAUUUACGUGUGAUACCAUGUUUAUGUAUCAUGUACCUUUUAGCAUUUUUGGACCGAGUCAAUAUCGCCAAUGCCAAAUCUUUUCAUCUCGCAACAGACUUGGGCUUAACAGGAACUCAAUACAAUACCGCCCUAACCAUCUUCUUCGUUCCAUAUGUGUUUUUUGAAAUCCCCUCCAACAUACUCUUGAAGCGUCUCAAGCCCGCCAUUUGGCUCUCGUUCCUCAUGUUCCUCUUCGGUCUCGUGGGUAUCUGUCAAGGACUCGUGCAAAACUUCGGCGGACUUCUCGCCACUCGUUUCUUCCUGGGUCUGUGUGAAGCCGGUAUGUUUCCAGGUUGCUUCUAUCUCAUCGGAAUGUGGUACAAACGAUCCGAAGCCCAACGUCGUUAUUCCUUUUUCUUCGGUAGUACCACUCUCGCUGGAGCUUUCGGUGGUCUGCUCGCUAGCGCCAUUGGGAAAAUGGAUGGUUUGAGGGGUCAUUCCGGUUGGCGCUGGAUCUUCAUCCUAGAAGGUGUUCUCACUUGCGUCAUAGCUUUACUAUUCUUCUUCCUCCUUCCCUCUUUCCCCGAAGACGCACAAUGGCUCACCCCCGACGAACGCGCCUACGUCAAAGCCCGUCUCCAAGUUGAUCAAGGACAGAGUGGAGCUGAACGAAAAAUCACAUUCAAAGAUGCAAUCCACGUAUUAAAAGACUACAAGGUCAUUUUAGGCGGAUUCAUGUAUUUCGGCAUGAUCAUCCCAGCCUACGGCUACGCCUUCUUCGCACCAGGUAUCAUCUCAACCUACGGCUACACCCCCAUCCAAACACAACUCCACUCCGUUCCCCCAUGGGCCUGCGCCUUUGUAUUCGCCAUGCUCAUCGCCACCUUCUCCGACCUGACACGCCACCGUUUCGCAUUCACCAUCGCCCCCAUCGCAGUCGCCAUCGCCGGUUUCGCCAUCCUACUCACGGUCCACAAUAACGCAAAACUCGAAUACGCAGCCCUGUUCCUGGUGGCAAUGGGUUCCUAUAGUGCAAUGCCAGUCAUAGUUUGCUGGUUCAACAUGAAUCUCGGGGGUCAUCAUCGCAGAAGCGUAGGCUCGGCUUGGCAAGUCGGUUUUGGUAAUGUGGGGGGGAUCAUCGCGACGUAUGCGUUUCUAGCAAAGGAUUCCCCGGAGUUUAAAUCGGGUUAUGCGAUUUGUCUCGGCUUUUUGUGUUUAAGUGCAGUGAGUUGUGCGGCGUACGUCUUGGUGGUCGGUUGGGAGAAUAGGAGGAGGGAUAAGAGGAUGGGGGCGGGUGCUGGGGUUUCGGGGCUUACCGAGGAGGAGAAGAUGGAUUUGGGGGAUUUGAGUCCGGAGUAUAGAUAUUUGUUGUGA
Molecule: messenger RNA, 1536 nt
Organism: Sclerotinia borealis F-4128
Lineage: Eukaryota; Fungi; Ascomycota; Leotiomycetes; Helotiales; Sclerotiniaceae
Source: the annotation of a GenBank genome assembly